UGUCGAUUCGUACAGAUCUAUGUUUCUAAAAGUGGUCCAAGUUCACCGUUCUUUUUUGAGCAAAACAUUUCUGGAACUUUUUGGAUUAGAAGUGAUUAGUGAAUUAGUGAACUUUAAGUGAUUCUUACUUAAGAUAACAGGAACAACUUCAAAAUGUCGAGAAGCUUCUUAGUGGAUUCUCUUAUUGGCAAUAAUUCACCACCAAAUUAUCCACUUCCGUACUACGGAAAUCAGUUACCAAAUUAUAUGUUCAAUUUCUUUAAUCUUGGAUUGGGUUAUCAACCUAUACGACCUGUACCACGACCUCCAGCUUUAUCUGUUCCGGUUCCAAUAAGUCCGCCGGCUGUUAUGGGAAUUCCUCUUCCUGGACGCAGUCCGCCAUCACCAAUGAACUCUCCUGCAAGUCGAUUAUCAGAUACAUCUUGUGCAAAUGAAUCUCCAACAAGAAGCCAUAGUCCAACUCCACCACCAAAAUCACCAAGUGCUUUGAAUAAUUCAUCCAAAAGAGUACGUACAGCUUUCUCUAGUCACCAACUUCUGGAAUUAGAACGAGAAUUCGCUGCUAAUAUGUACCUCUCUCGUCUUCGGCGUAUUGAGAUAGCCACGAAUCUCAAAUUAUCAGAGAAACAAGUGAAGAUCUGGUUUCAAAACCGUCGAGUAAAGUAUAAGAAAGAAGAUAUACCAUCGGGACAAAGUGCAAAAUGUUGUUGCUUGAGAACGUGCGGUAAAAAUAAAAAAGACGGUUGCAAUGAAGAGACAAGUAAAUGCUCUGGAGAAGAUGAAUCUCAGAAAAAGGAUACUUGUGAACAUGACGAUAAAAUUCAAGAUGAACAAGACGAAGAUGAACAACAAGAUAUUAAAGUUGAAUGUAAAGAGACUGAUGUUAUUCAAGCACAAGAUUCACCUACUGACGUUGAGUACUCUAGGUUUCCUGGUUAUUAUAAUUAUGAAGAUCGACAAGGAGAUUCUUGUCAAGUACCUCUAUCUAGUAAAAGAAAUUUAGAGACGUUCGGUGGACCAGUAAAUUUCAGAAAGAAAAUUUUAUCUCAUCCUUAUAUCACAUCUUUUAAAGAUGCACCAAUUGUGAGAAAUAAUACUUGUACUAAAUAUACUGUAGAAAGUAUUGUUAAUUCAUGAGAUUCAUGAUAAUAAGACUGUCAGUUAAUAUUUAAAAUGAAUAAAAUAAUAAAUUAUUAGAAUAAAUAGUGACAA
Molecule: messenger RNA, 1212 nt
Organism: Chelonus insularis
Lineage: Eukaryota; Metazoa; Arthropoda; Insecta; Hymenoptera; Braconidae
Product: GS homeobox 1-like
Exons: 2
Coding region: 154-1137 (327 amino acids)
Biological process (GO): regulation of transcription by RNA polymerase II
Cellular component (GO): nucleus
Molecular function (GO): RNA polymerase II cis-regulatory region sequence-specific DNA binding; DNA-binding transcription factor activity, RNA polymerase II-specific
Source: RefSeq, a predicted model, not a curated record